Molecule: messenger RNA, 462 nt
Organism: Penicillium griseofulvum
Lineage: Eukaryota; Fungi; Ascomycota; Eurotiomycetes; Eurotiales; Aspergillaceae
Exons: 3
Coding region: 1-462 (153 amino acids)
Source: RefSeq, a predicted model, not a curated record
AUGGAGACUAGGAAUUUAUCAGAACCACAACUUCCCCAAGGCGCAAGAUCCCUCAAGAUGCAAGGAAACAUGCAGCUAACCUUCAUUCAUGAUAAAGAGGAUAUUCGAUGGCUGAGUGCGAAAAAUGCUGCCAGGCAUCGCCACUCCAUCUUCACAGAUGUCGAACGCCGUGACAUGACCCUUCAGAUCGUCUCCUCCGUGCCCAAUCAGAAUCCUGACCAGGCAAUAACUGAUCUGGAAAGGUUCGACUCGGAUACCAGUUGCUCGGAACCAUUCGCGCUAUUUCGGGGACCCUUUGGUGCUUUCAGAUGGUCACAGCCGCCCCCACUUGACCUCUUACCUUCCGGUACAGAUGAUCAUCCGGCUUCGCCCACUGACUGGUUCGAGCAGCUUGAGGAGCUGGCAAGAGACGAAGACUUCCCGUUCAGAAGGGUGCAGUCUACAGCCAUUUCAGAGCAUUGA